This is a messenger RNA of Rhinopithecus roxellana (golden snub-nosed monkey), 2114 nucleotides long. RefSeq names its product divergent protein kinase domain 1C (gene DIPK1C). Bases 189 to 1379 code for a protein of 396 amino acids. NCBI's taxonomy places the organism in Eukaryota, Metazoa, Chordata, Mammalia, Primates, Cercopithecidae. The record is from RefSeq and is a predicted model, not a curated record. The transcript has 4 exons.
UCGCGGGGUGUUGCUGCUGGACGCCCUCCCUGCACCUCCGCCCCAGGCGCGGGGCCUGCCCCAACCCUCACUCGGCCCCUCCCCUGGGCCCCCUCCCCGCCGCGAGGGCCUGAGCCGCGGAGCCGCGACGCGAGUGCAGAACUAGGGGCGCGGGCGGCCGCGGGGCCGGGGCGCGGGCCGGGCUGGCCAUGGCGCGGGCGGCGGGCGCGCGGGGCCCGGCCGGUUGGUGCGGGCGGCGCGGGCGCUGCGGGCGGGGCGCGCUCCUCGCCUUCACCGCGUGGACCGCGGGCUGGGUGCUGGCGGCCACACUGCUGCUCCGCGCGCACCCGGGUGUCCUCUCCGAGCGCUGCACCAACGAGAAGAGCCGGCGCAUCCUGGCCGCGCUGUGCCAGGACUACCGGGGCGGCGCGCUGGCUGGGGACCUCUGCGAGGACCUGUGUGUGGCGGGAAAGCUGCUGUUUCAACGCUGCCUGCACUACAACAGGGGCAAGAAGGUGCUACAGGCCGACUGGCGCGGCCGGCCCGUGGUCCUCAAGUCCAAGGAGGAGGCCUUCUCCAGCUUCCCGCCCCUCAGCCUGUUGGAAGAGGAGGCAGGGGAGGGUGGCCAGGACAUCCCCGAGGCAGAACUCCUCCUGAUGGUGGCUGGGGAGGUCAAGAGCGCUCUGGGCCUGGAGUUGUCCAACAGCAGCCUGGGGCCAUGGUGGCCGGGCAGGCGGGGCCCGCGCUGGCGGGGACAGCUGGCCAGCUUGUGGGCCCUGCUGCAGCAGGAGGAGUAUGUCUACUUCAGCCUGCUGCAGGACCUGAGCCCACACGUGCUGCCUGUGCUGGGCUCCUGUGGCCACUUCUAUGCGGUGGAGUUCCUCGCUGCGGGCAGCCCCCACCACAGGGCACUCUUCCCCCUGGACCGGGUCCCAGGUGCCCCUGGGGGUGGCCAGGCCAAGGCCAUCAGUGACAUCGCGCUCAGCUUCUUGGACAUGGUGAACCAUUUUGACAGUGACUUUUCCCACCGUCUCCACCUCUGCGACAUCAAGCCGGAAAACUUUGCCAUCCGGAGCGACUUCACAGUGGUGGCUAUUGAUGUGGACAUGGCCUUUUUUGAACCUAAAAUGAGGGAAAUCCUUGAGCAAAAUUGCACAGAUGAUGAGGACUGCAAUUUCUUUGACUGUUUUUCAAGAUGUGAUUUACGAGUCAACAAGUGUGGAGCGCAGCGCGUCAACAACAACCUGCAGCUUCAGCUGCAGUUACAGGAGGCGGUGCAGGAAUGUGCAGACCCUGAGGUCCCCAGCGGGAACACCCGGAGAGACGCCCCCAGCGUGUUCUGGAAGCUUCGCCGACUCCUCCAAGCCACACUGAGGGAGUUGCAGGAGGCAGAGAAGUAGCCACUCUCUGGCCUUAAACAUGCUCACACAGGAAAAGUGAGCUUUGCUGGAUUUCUUCUGCCAUUGUUUGAAAGAUGAGCCAUUUCCCCUGUGCAAAUGAGUGCUCUCUGGGGUGCUGUUCUGGCCUCCACAGUGUGGAGUGGCACGUGCCGCUGCCAGAGACGAUGCCUCCCUCGCUCUGGUCCCACCCUGGCCUCUGACCUGUCGCCUUGUGUAAAAUGAGGGAGGAGGUACAGACCUCCCUUCAGGAGGGCCCUCAGUCAGAAGACACAAACCUGUGUGCAAUUAUUCUCUGCAGAGAGCACUCAUACCUGGUCAUCCCAGCGAGUUCCAGCUGUUCUUUCCUGUAAAUCGUUACAUUAAAAAGUGUGUGCGUGCAUGCAAAUGAAUGUGUAUGCCUGUGUCUGGGUGCAAAUGAGCAUGUGAGCAUGUAUGAGUGUGCCCAUGAGUGUCUGCAUGUGUAUGAGUGUGCACAGGUGAGUGUGCUCAUGAGGCGUAUGAGUAUGCCUGAGUGUGAAUGUGUAGAAGUGUGAAUGAGUGUGUGCACAUGAGUGCACAGGUGUCAGCAUGUGUAUGUAAGUGUGGGCAUGUGUAUGUGAUUGUGUGAGUGUGGGCAGGUGAGUGUGUUGGGAAUGUGGGUUGGGGUGGGGAGUGGUGCUUUCUCUAGUGUGUCCUUUGGAACAGCUUGCCUACCUAGCAAAGAGGUGUGACCUUUCUUUUGGAAUUAAAUACAAU